Puntigrus tetrazona (Sumatra barb) is the source of this 1571-nucleotide messenger RNA. RefSeq names its product uroplakin 1a (gene upk1a). The transcript is spliced from 8 exons. The coding region runs from base 177 to 932 and encodes 251 amino acids. Lineage: Eukaryota; Metazoa; Chordata; Actinopteri; Cypriniformes; Cyprinidae. Gene Ontology annotation, cellular component: membrane. The record is from RefSeq and is a predicted model, not a curated record.
GCGGCCUGUGUAACCAAAAAAAAAAAAAAAAAAAUGAUGACAAACAAGUCUGACGUCACAAAAGUGUCCACAAAAGCAAAUGAACCGAAUACAAGCAGGUAGAGGGAAAGCAGGUGCAAUCUCAGACUGGAACAGGAAAGUGUGACGAGACCAAACAGAAAAAACACACUACAGCCAUGGGAGCAGGAAGCUUGAAUUGUUUGAUGUUUGCAGUUGUUGCUCUGAAUGCAAUCGCUUCUGCAGCAGGACUGGCAUUAUUUGCAGUGGCUAUUUGGGUAGCAGUAGAUGGGUAUAAACUCUACCCCAUAUCCGGUGUGUCGGGAAAAGAUGACAUCUUUGCCGGGGCCUGGAUUGCCAUUUUCACAGGCUUUGCCUUCUUCCUCACAUGCAUCUUUGGCAUCUUUGCUGCCCUGAAAAGGAGCCGCGCACUCAUGCUGGUGUACCUUAUCAUCAUGUUCAUCAUCUUUCUGUUUGAAAGCGCAUCUGCCAUCACAUCAGCAACCAAUCGGGAUUAUCUGGUUGGGAACAGUAACUUCGUAAAGAAACAAAUGCUCCAAUAUUAUGGGGACAGCAGCACACAAGGCAAGCAGAUUACACAGACAUGGAACAGAGUGAUGGAGCAGGUCGAGUGUUGUGGAGCAGACGGUCCACAAGACUGGUUGCUGUAUAACUCCACCUUGAAACAGCUCUAUCCCUCAUACAACUGGCCCAUCGGCUGCUGCAAGGGACUGCCUACCUUUGCUUCGCAAGAUGCAAUAAAUAACUGUAAGGUUGGCCUGACCGGCACUCUGUUCUCACAGGGUUGCUUCAACUACAUUGAGUCCGUGUUAAGCCGUUACACCUGGGCUGUGAGCUGGUAUGGUUUCUCCGUUCUCAUGUUAGUGUUUUUCACAUUAGUGAUCGCCAUGAUCUACUACAUGCAGCUGGAUUAACUACAGACUCGGCGUGAUACGUCUGCCAACGACACAGAUGUUUCCACUCUUGCUGUCGCAGAACAAUACAGAUGAUUGCAGAUUGCACAUGGAUAAUUGAUAUGACAAUUUCCAUCCUUUCUUGUAUAAUUAUCAUACAUUUAGUUUUUAUGACGUUCUGUAAUUUAACCUCCAUUUAGCACAAAAGGAAUGUUCCAGGUUCAGUACAAAUUAAUCUCGAUCAUAAGCAUUUAUGGUAUUAUUUACCGCGAUAAUGCUGAAAGGUAAUUAAAAACUUAAGAACUGGAGAGCAGUGAACAUCAUCUGAUUAUGUUUAGGGGGGAAAGUUACAUGCCUUAAUAGCUUUCAUAUUACAUGUUUUAUUAUGGAUGUUUUUUUUUUCUGGGGUCAUUUUAAUUUUUUUUAUUAACAAUAUUGAUCAAAUAGGUUCUUUAAGUGAUUGUAUGAUUUAUUUCUUUAUGCCACAGUCUACACUUGUAUUACUUCGUACAUAAAUAUUUAAUUUAAAAAAAUAGCUUUAACAUAAUUAAAUAACAAUGAACAGGACGUGUUUUGUAAGAUUCUUUGCUGCACAUUUGUAUUUAAAACUUACUUGACAAUGUUUUUGUUCAUAAAAUAAAAACGUGACUGUGCUGAUGA